AUGCAGCUCUACGUUCUCGCCACACUGGCUUUCAUGACCGCUCCCGCUCAAUCGGAGCUGGUCAUGCCAAAAAAGGCAGGACUUUCGGGUUACCCAGGCAUUCAAACCGAAGCUGGUUUUGCGUCCCUCGCUCCUUACAUCGGUUGGUACUCUGAUUACAAUCCCGAUACCCCCGAUUACACUGGGGUGCAAGGCGUUCCGAUGUUGUGGGGCGGCGAGGGCAGCUCUUGUAGUGAGACCUCAGCCCGCCUGAAGUCAUUCGAAAACGCUAUCGCAAAGAGCGCUCCAAAGCUCAUGUUCGGCUUCUACGAGCCCGACUGUAGCUGCCCGUUCAGCAGCUCAAUGACCGUGACUGCAGCUGUAAGCAGCUGGAAUAGCCACCUGGCUCCCCUGGCAACCAACGGCACCAUUCUCGGCUCUCCAAGCCUGUGUAAGCAGAAAGACGAAGACUUUCUAAUCCCUUUCAAAGCUCGGAUUACUCACGAUUGGGACGUCACAAGCAUCCACAUUAAUAAACUCGACCUGGCCGGGUUAAAAGCUGAUAUUGAGCACUAUCGAACUUAUGGAAAGCCUAUAUUCGUUAGCGAGUUCGCGUGUGUGGAUGAUCGAAGCGGCUUUACACCUUGCACGAACCAAGGACAAAUUAACGAUUUUAUCAGCCAAGCAGUUACAUACUUUGAAAGCCAGCCCGACAUUAUAGCAUACGGGCCUUCCAAUGGAGCAGGAUUAGGAUCCAUCUGGCCUCUUUUGAACUCUGCUGGAGAGCUGUCGCCAACAGGACACGCAUAUCUCAAGUCUAUUAACUAUCUUUAG
Bipolaris maydis ATCC 48331 is the source of this 813-nucleotide messenger RNA. Its product is annotated as glycoside hydrolase. Gene Ontology annotation, biological process: fungal-type cell wall polysaccharide metabolic process. Gene Ontology annotation, cellular component: fungal-type cell wall. The record is from RefSeq and is a predicted model, not a curated record. Lineage: Eukaryota; Fungi; Ascomycota; Dothideomycetes; Pleosporales; Pleosporaceae.